AUGUCUGUCGCUUGGUUGUGGACUUCGGGUGACGAGCGUGUCCGAGAUGAACUACUUGCCUCAACGUCUUCGGGUCGUGGAAAUGCCAUGACUGGCUGUGGCAUUGUUGCCUCUAGCAGUUAUGUUCUGUGUAUAAUUGUCAUAAACUUUGUUUCUUCAGUUUUCUUUUCUCAGUGUAGCAGAGUUGGAUACCGUUCAGCACUCCAUACCUCGAUAAAUCUAAUCACUCUGAACCCACGGUGUGAAUAUCCUCGUUACCUUGCCCCCAGUGAGUACGCCGCAUACUUUGUACGAAGCAACGUCGUGGCUGUAAUCGGCGCCGGAUUUUCACAACUCGAAACGACUGGCUCAGCAAAAUUACGUGACACAAUUCUUCACUUCACGCCACUUGGCAUACCUUUGCUUCGUUUCCCGUAA
This is a messenger RNA of Pseudomassariella vexata, 417 nucleotides long. RefSeq lists its product as uncharacterized. The coding region runs from base 1 to 417 and encodes 138 amino acids. The transcript is spliced from 2 exons. The record is from RefSeq and is a predicted model, not a curated record. NCBI's taxonomy places the organism in Eukaryota, Fungi, Ascomycota, Sordariomycetes, Amphisphaeriales, Pseudomassariaceae.